Fusarium poae is the source of this 330-nucleotide messenger RNA. RefSeq lists its product as uncharacterized. The transcript has 2 exons. The record is from RefSeq and is a predicted model, not a curated record. Bases 1 to 330 code for a protein of 109 amino acids. Lineage: Eukaryota; Fungi; Ascomycota; Sordariomycetes; Hypocreales; Nectriaceae.
AUGGAGAUUCGACAAGCUCUUUUGAUACCUGAGAGGCGGACAGCGGUGGGGAGCACAGACGCGACGCUGGUAACGAAACGAAUUGUAUUGCACAGUGAGAAGCAAGGGCAGCGUGAGCGAUGCAAAGGCACGCUCUCGGGACUGUGGGAGAGCUGGGGAUUGAGGGAAGAAUGGCGCAAAAUUGGUGAGAGAACGGAUCGAUUCUUGGGCAAGUAUGAUGUCGACUUCAAGUCGAGCGCAAAUCUGGGACCGACAGCCUCCAACCCCAAGGCACAAAAGACGGUCUGCUGGGGGUGGGCGGGCUUGGGCGGGCCAGACGCAGGAGGCUAA